UGCACGCAUGCGCAGUAAAUGUUUUCAAAAUACACAGGUGAAAAUAAAAAGAAAAUAACGCUGAUUUUCAUUGCUGCAGUGAAAUGAAAUCAAAUUGAACAAAUGUAAGCUUUACAUAUGCAACAAUUUCGUUAAACUGAAGCCUUGUCGUAUACUUCAUUAUCAGGGAAGCGUAAUUUCUGAAGAUAUUGCAGUAAUUUGACAAAAAAAUUGGCACAGAAAAGUUCAAAACGGAAAUGGCAGCACAUCCACCAUCUUACACACCAACACAUUCCCCCGAUGUGUACACUCUUGCAACUUCAAAACAAGUCCUCGUAAGCAAAGACCCGGUGUAUGUACGCAAGGAUGUUGUCAAUGGCAACUACAUUGGAAGACAGCCAGAAAACUACAUGUUAAUAUCAAUAUUGUUAUGUGUGUUGAACCCUCUUUGUGGACCAAUUGCUCUUAUAUUUGCAAUCAUGUCAGAUCGAGCAUACAGACGGGCGGACAUUAGAUAUGCACAGAAGUGGGGAAGCUACGCAAUUACGUCAUGCAUGUGUAUAUUCAUCUUUACCGUGAUCCUUUACAUUGCCAUCGCGUUUGCCGUAAGUCCUAUAGGAAUAAACGGAGGACACAGUUUGGGGGCAUAGAACUAAUUUGUCCAACACAGUUUUGGGGCAUAGAACACUAAUUUGUCCAACACAGAUUUGAACCAAUAUUGUAAACUAGAUUUGUACUAGCUCAUCUUCACCUAGGACUAAUGCCUGCUAUAUUCAUUUUUUACUCAAUACAUAAAAAAAAGCAAGCAUGGGUUAUGGAUACAAAAACAGGUACAUAUUUGUUGAAACGUUUAGAAGAUAAACUAGUAACAUCUCAAGUCAUUUAAAUUGUGUAUAUAGAAACAUUUUUCACAUAUCAGAAAUUUUACCAGGGAUUUUAAAUAUUUGAUGCAUAAAGGUUGUGUUCUUAUUGUUAUGUCAUAAAAUAAGGUCUUUUAGUUUUUACAUUUUUUUGUUCGUGUUCAAAAUGUAAUUUACAAAAGCAACAUAAUGAUUUCUUAAAGUUAAUUCUGUUUUUGAACACUCCUGAAAAACUGUUAGAGAUAACCUUACGUUUAGAUGCAGUUGUUUAAGAGAUCUGAUAUUAGAAAUCACUUAUAAUCCAGUAUCAUCUGUCUGCAUGCUUAUACUUGUUUCACCAUUCAGCAAACUGUAAACAGGCAUGUUAAUAUUCAAAAGUCUUAAAAGAAAUUAAAUGUGCUAAUCACAGUCAAUUAUAAUUAUAAACACUUUUUAUGCCACUUUUAUUCUUCUCAGUAGUGUUGUGUUAAGUCUUCAAUUAGGGUACUAAGGCAACGGAUACUUCUUAAAAAAAAUUGUUUGAGAACAUGCAUGUCGGGUCACAGAGUCAUGGCCAGAAUUAAUUACUUCAAAAUAACUAUAAAAAAAUCAGUGCUCUUCAUCUAUCAUUUGUGCAAUUUGAAAACAGAGCUGUUCAUGGUUACUUGAGAACUAUAAUACGUGUAACAUAAAACACAAAAGUAAUGGGCAAUGCAGCAUUGUACCACACUUGUUAUUUGUGGCAUAAUUUUGUAAUAUAAUUGAAAUUUGAUUGAUAGAUCUAUCAAUGUACUGUAAAUGAAAUCCAUAGUGGACACAUAAUGAGGGUUGAUAUUGGCACAUACUGUAUGGCUUGAAACCAGUUUCAGUUUUCUCAGGGCAUAUAUUACACUGGCGUAAUUAUCUAUAGGAAAGAUAAAACAAACUGCUUUUUAUUACAUGACUCCUUAUUUAAAUGGCUGGUCCACAGUUUGUGCUACUGACCAGUCCAUAGUUCAACACGGGUUUGCUAGGCUGAUGUCGUAUUUUGAGAAAAAAUCAACUUUGAAAUUCAUUUCAAAUGUCAUAUAAUAUUGACUAUAUUGACCAGCAAGCCAUUCAAUAAGACUAUACUCUUUAUUAUAACAUUGCUUUUCUCAGAUUGACCGAAACAAAUUGUUGUAAAACUCUACAAUAUAUGAAGAUUUAUACAUGUUUGAGCUAAAAAUAUUGUUAAUAAGUACAUACUUGACAACAACGUGUUUCCUCUUUUAUUUUCAAGUACUUGAAUGCAAACAAAGCAGUAAAUAUGAGAAUUCUCAGAAUGUAUUAGUAAUCAUGGAAAAUUGUUGCUACUGAAAUUGGAGUAAAUUGUUUAAAAUUGAAUUUUAGAGUGACAAAUAAUUCUGUCUAAAACAAGAUAUAGAAUUCUAGAGCUUUGAAAUGCUUAUAUGCUUUCUUUCAGUCCAAUUUUUAGAGUGUUAAGUAAUUAUGACUUUUUUAACUCUAGCAAUAUUUAAAAAUUAAAAUGCACUUUAUCUUAAACCAUUUAAAAUGACAGUUAAUCUUCAACCAUAUUUAAUUUUGUCAAGGAUGGAGUCAUGUCAUGCCAUAUUUAAUUUUAUCAAGGGUGGAGUCAUGUAAUACAAGUAGGUAGUAUGCAUAUGACACAUAAUAUGUGUUAACUUUCCCUGAGUCAUUUGAAAAAGGAUGUUGAAGUGGGAAAUAUUAUCUUAAUGAAAAAAUUUCAAGGAAGUAUAUAUAACACAUGAAAUUAUUUCUAAACAUUUUUUUUUCAAUGAGGUAAUAAGUUGGUAUUAAAUGUGGUUACAUCAGAAGAAAAUUAUCAGUUUGUAUCAUUUUUGGUGGUUAAUAAAUGCCUAGUACCAGGAAACAAUAUAUUAUAUACUGGAAGAAACAAGAAAUGCAAGAUGCAGUAUUGUGUUAUUUACGUCAUAUGAGUUUAAUAUGACAAGUCACGUAUCCUACUGCAUCAUAUUUUUGUCUAAAAUCUUGGCCUUGUACAUUUAUACUUUUCUAAACUUGUUCUUCUUUUUUAGCGCCUCAGUUGUUUAUUUUUUUUUACACACAACAGAGAACAAGUCAUAACUUUAAAAACUCUAGUUAUGUUUUAAAUUUUACUGUUUUUGUAAGGUUUGUAUAUCUUUGACUGUUCUAGAAGUUACCAUACAUGUUCACAUUUCAAUUAAUAUGAAAGACAUAGCUAACACCUUAGAGAAAAAUAUGGUCUCCUAGCUAUCUCUUGUUAAAUAUGAUACAUAUCUGAAAUACACACAUGGUUGCAUAAUACAUUUCAAGUUCAAUCUUUCAAUAACUAUAUUCUAAUUACUAUAAAUAGUAACACAACAUUCUUUUUCUUCGUGCUUUGUUAAACACCAAAUUUUAGUCCACUUUUAAACAUGCCAUAGGGUAGUUUUAAUUUUAUAUUGCAGACAAACUUCAUACCUCAUGCAUUUCUGCCCUGUGGCUCUAUAUAUACAAAUGUAAUUUUUUACUAUUUUACAUUUUAAGUGUAUAUAAUUAUAUCAUGUAAAUUAAUCGAGGGUUGAAUGCAAUACUGUCGUAAGUCCUUCUUUAUUUAAUAAAUUGUAAAAUUAAUAAUGGCAACAUUUCUAGGCCCUUAUUGUAAGCCACUCGACUUCUGUAACGAUAAAUGUUUAAUGUAUUAAGGGGAAUAUACUCAUUUAGUUUUGAAAUGUGGCAUUCCUUGACCACCAUAUCUUUUCUUAUGCACUACUUUGUAAAGUUACUACAGUAUUGCAUUCAACCCUCGGUAUGUUGUAAAUAGUUUUGUUAAGAAUGUCUGUACCAUUGUAUAAAGGAAAUAAGAUUUUAUCGUAAAUUUUAUCUUUCAAUAUUGUGUCAUAUUUUUUGACUUACAUAAACAUAUAUGUGCAACUUGUGGUAUUCAAAACCUAGUGAUACUCUUUUUAAUGCUAAUCCUUUCAAGAGAAAAAUGGCAAGAUAAGCCACGCCAUGAGAAAACCAACAUAGUGGGUUUGCGACCAGCAUUGAUCCAGACCAGACUGCACGGAUACUGUUCGCUAACAGCUUCUCUUAUUGCUAUAGGUUUUGAAAAUGAACAGCAUGGAUCCUGACCAGACUGCGCGGAUGUGCAGGCUGGUCUGGAACAAUGCUGGUCGCAAAGCCACUAUGUUUGUUUUCUCAUGGCACAGCUCAUUUGGUUUAAAUAUGACUAACCAACACAUUAUGGUUUGUGAACUGUUUAUAAUGGUCCAAAGACAAAACAGUACUACAGUUUCAUACAUUAAUAUUAUGAUUAAAGUUGAUGGUUGAUAAUUAUGUUUCUUGUUUCCAAAAGUGCAGGACUGAUACAUUAAUAUCUCAAAUUUUGAGGUUUCUCUUGUGCUUUUAGUAAAAUGGUUUACUCUGUUAACACCGAUUUAAAUUUACAACAACAGAAAUUCUAAAUCAGUACAAACAGUGUUUGUUAAAGGUAUACCCUUUAAAAAGACUUCCUUCUAUUUCAUCUCUUAUAAAGACUUUAUUUUCCUUUGUUUUAUUUUGUAUAGUCAGAUGAUUAAAUUUUUAUAUUGUUUAUAGAUGUACAUUCCAAACCCUAUACAACAGGUUGUAAUAAACAUAUCAGUUUA
Mercenaria mercenaria is the source of this 4432-nucleotide messenger RNA. RefSeq lists its product as uncharacterized. The record is from RefSeq and is a predicted model, not a curated record. The transcript has 3 exons. Bases 237 to 629 code for a protein of 130 amino acids. Gene Ontology annotation, cellular component: membrane. Lineage: Eukaryota; Metazoa; Mollusca; Bivalvia; Venerida; Veneridae.